UUGGAUUUAUCACAUAAUAAUUUAACUGAUUUAUCGGAUAAUGUUUUGUGUUUGGAGAAUUUAACGAGUUUAGUACUUGAUCAUAAUCGGAUACAUUCUGCUUCUACUUUUAAUUCAGGAAAACCCCUUCCGAAAAUUACAUUAUUAUGGGUCAAUUCAAACAAAAUUAAAGAUUUAAAACAAUUUGUAGAAAAGGUUGCCUAUCAUUUUCCUAAUUUAAAGAUAUUUUCCAUGUUGAAGAAUGAAGCUUGUCCAAACUUUUUCACUGGUGGAUCUGCAGAGGAAUAUGAACAAUAUAGAUUGUUUGUGAUUAGUAGAUUGAAUAAUUUAACAGUAUUGGAUUCAUCAACAGUUACAAAAUCUGAGAGAGAAAUUGCAAAGAAA
This is a messenger RNA of Naegleria gruberi, 384 nucleotides long. RefSeq lists its product as uncharacterized. The transcript has 2 exons. Lineage: Eukaryota; Heterolobosea; Eutetramitea; Acrasida; Naegleriidae. The annotation marks the transcript as partial. Gene Ontology annotation, molecular function: protein binding. The record is from RefSeq and is a predicted model, not a curated record.